AUGCGCCAGGCAUGGGACGCGCUGUCGGUUGCCCAGCGCACGAAGCUCGUCGCGCAGGCCCACACGUCCCAGGAUGCGGCGGCCGCGCUGCCCGACCUCUUCCAGGCCUUUGGCAAGGUGUCCAAGGGCCUGGUGCCGCUCGACUACAACCCUGAUGUCCACACAAUGAUCGUGGAGGAGGGCCAGGCCGUGCUGCUCCUGCCAGCUCUGGUCGACGGCACCGCCUGCAUCGUUAAGUUCUCAACGUCGCCAACAAAGCCCACCCACGACUGGCGCGCCAAGCAUGCCCUCGCUUUGAUCAUCUGGGCCAUGCUCGGCGUUGGCCUCGACCUCGUAGUCCCCGGCACCGAGGCCACCGCCGCCCAGCUGCUGGCCGAGGCCCUGCAGCAUGCGGAGGCGGCAGAGCAGGCGCAGCAGCAGGCGGACACAACUGGCGGUGACAAAGAUGCCGGUCCCUCGGCGGCGGGCGGCGCGGCCGACACCAGCGUCGGCAGCGUCAUGACGGGCGGCGCCGGCCCCUCAGUGCUGCCGGCCGACUCCGGCGCUGGAACGGCAGCCAAGACGCCGGUCAAGGGGACGCGUUCUGCGAGGCGCCCCGCCAAAGGGGCCACGCCCCUGGCCAUGGCGGCCUCCGCUGCAGCUGUGGGGGCCGCGCCCGCGGACGAGGCCAGCGGCCAGCUGAUGCGCAGCCACCUCAUGUCAAGCGCCACGGACAUCGCGGGGUCGAGGGACGCCGCCGAUGACGCAGUGGCGGCGGCGGCGGCAGCAGCUGCAACGGCCGAGGCGGAAGCCGCAGCAGCAUCUGCAGUGGCAGCGGAGCGCCAGAGGAGCAAGGCUGAGGGGUGGCGCGGCCCCGAUGCGGCCGCCGCGCCGGCGGCCCGCACAAGCUCUGCGCCAUGCAGCAGCACCGCCCCGGUCAUGGCGCAGCAGCAGCACGAGCAACAGCAGCAGCAGCAGCAGCAGCAGCAGCAGCAGCAGCAGCAGCAGCAGCAGCAGCAGCAGCAGCAGCAGCAGCAGCAGCAGCAGCUGCAGCAGCAGCCGAAGCAGCAGCUGCAGCAGCAGCAGCAGCCGCCCGCCGCUCAGGGCGGUCUGCAGGCGGCCACCGCUGGCCAGGCGGCAGCCGGCCCAUCAGUCGCAGUGCAGCAGGGAGGCGUGCAGUCGUGGGCUGUCCACAAGGUGGUGCAGAAGGCGCCGUCCAAGGCAGCCGCCGCGUCCCAGGAGGGCGCGGCUGCGGCGGUGCUGACCGGCAGAGCGCUGGGGGCAGAGGGGCUGGUGGGCAGCGCUGGCUCUGCCAUUGCCAGCACCAGCGGUGCGGGCAGCCCACAGCGCGGGUCCAUGCCUGAGGUGGCCUCUCUGCUCAAGGGCGCCACACCUGCCGCGCCCGCGGCGAUUGCGGCCGCAAGCGGACCCGCAACGGGGACGCGCGGGGCGGUUGCGCGGCAGGCGCUUAAGGCCGCCGCGGCGGCCGCGGCCCCGCAGCAGCCGCAGGCUGCGCGGGAGCGGGCAGCGCGGUCGCGGCUCGCGGCGGCGCCAGACGCGCCCAGCCGGCUGGCGGAGCGGCAGGCUGACGCGGGCGGUGCGGCGGCUGAGCAGCCGCCGUCCCCGGAGCUCCCGGGGCCCCCUACAGCGCAGUGGUGGCCGCCUCUUUUCCCUGACACCACCGAGGACGAGAGCGAGAGGCGGCAGGCGCGGGGCGACGCGCGGUGGCCGGGCUUUCACUCGGCGUGGCCCUUUGUGUCGGGCGCGUACGGCCGCUACAGCCGCCUGCAUAACGUGUUUUAUACGCCGACAGCUGCGGAAUCGGAAGAGCUGCUGACGCCGCAGCAGUACCAGGGGCUGCUGGACGCGGAAAGCACGGCGAUCAGUGGAGGCGGCGGCCGCGGCGGGCGCCAGGGCGGAGCAGAGCCGCUGCAGCGGCCGGGAGGGGCGCUGCGGGCAGAGCUGGUGGGGGGGCUUGCGCAUGUGGCCGUGUCGGCGGUCCCGCGCGGCAGGGCAGGCGUCGCGACGGACGCCACAUUCCUGUUUGCGGAGCGCGUGUUCGAAAAGUGGGAAGAUGAGGAGCGCCCGAGCGCGGGCGGCCCCAUCAACGCCACGGCAUGGGGCCUGCUGGGCUGCCUGGCCGCGGCGGGCCGCCUGGCAGGGCCGCCCCUGUUUGGGUGGGAGGAGGUCCGCGACGGCAUGUUCCUCGGCUGGCUGCUGGCCGACUUCGCGGAGGUGCGCCCCAGGCAGAGUGCCGAGCGGCGGGGCCGCAAACUCAGGGGGGAGGAUUGA
This is a messenger RNA of Monoraphidium neglectum, 2271 nucleotides long. RefSeq lists its product as hypothetical. The coding region runs from base 1 to 2271 and encodes 756 amino acids. The record is from RefSeq and is a predicted model, not a curated record. The transcript is spliced from 5 exons. Lineage: Eukaryota; Viridiplantae; Chlorophyta; Chlorophyceae; Sphaeropleales; Selenastraceae.